AUGGAUCUUGAGAAGGAUCGUGUCUCACGCAGUUUGGGUCGUGUAGCGAUCGAUUCUCACAAUUUCGCGGCACUUGAGGGGUUGUUUAACGAGCACCCUAGAACGAGAUUUGCACCGUACAACCAGCCUGUAUCGCUUCGAGGAAGACCAGACUUAACAAUUCAUCGCUCUGAACACUCACUCGGAGACGUGCAGCUGAUCAGAGCGUACGGACAGGACACGUGCUUCAAGAAGCAAAAGGAAAUUCGGCGCUGCAACGUUGAGCUGGUGGUAGUUCCGCCUGGAAGAAACAUGGCAGACAACGCCAUUAAAAAAGACGCUGAAAGAUUCUUGCUCAGGGAGAUAGCAUGCCUUCUGAACUCUGGACGGGACUGCACGGGGACCAAUUAUGAGUAUCCUUUGGUGGUCAUACUUUCUCAAGAUCGAGACUUCUUCCCUUUCAUCUUAACUCUGGUUCGCACGGGAGUGAGAGUAGUCGCGUUAUUCUCCUUAACCACCAAGCAGAAUCAGGAUCAGAGUGAGAAAUGGCGCUCUGCUCUACUGCAGUCCAACGUGUCCGUCCAAACCAGUGAGAAACGUCUGUUAACAUGCAACAUCCAGCAAUUUCACAAGCUGUAUCAUGCUGUGUUUGGGAAUCAGUUCAGUCGAAAGCCAACAUGCGAACUCUUGGACUUAUCCAAUCAAGGCUAA
Messenger RNA from Closterium sp. Yama58-4, 690 nucleotides. The record is from the annotation of a GenBank genome assembly. Lineage: Eukaryota; Viridiplantae; Streptophyta; Zygnematophyceae; Desmidiales; Closteriaceae.